This is a messenger RNA of Sinocyclocheilus grahami, 648 nucleotides long. Its product is annotated as mothers against decapentaplegic homolog 4-like. The coding region runs from base 349 to 648 and encodes 99 amino acids. Gene Ontology annotation, cellular component: heteromeric SMAD protein complex. NCBI's taxonomy places the organism in Eukaryota, Metazoa, Chordata, Actinopteri, Cypriniformes, Cyprinidae. Gene Ontology annotation, biological process: cell differentiation; anatomical structure morphogenesis; SMAD protein signal transduction. Gene Ontology annotation, molecular function: DNA-binding transcription factor activity, RNA polymerase II-specific; I-SMAD binding; RNA polymerase II cis-regulatory region sequence-specific DNA binding. The transcript has 3 exons. The record is from RefSeq and is a predicted model, not a curated record.
AAAAAAAGAGUCGCGCCGAUAUGUCAGUCCAGACGCGACCCAGACAGAGCUCGGGCCGGGGGCCCAGCCGCGAGAGCCGCGUCGUGAUUGGCUGAGCGCCGCCGUCCUUUUGAGACUCGCCCUCCUAUUGGCUGGAGCCGGGCGAGACGCUCAGCGCACAAUGUCUACCCGCUUUUGUUAUUGUAGCGAGCGGCCAGGACGCGGAGACGGCGAGCCUGAUAGUCCGCUAGCGACUCCGAUACACUCACACUAGAUGCCAGAGGGGGAAGGGGGCACGAAUUACUACCUCUCCGUCCUUGUCCACAAGACAGCUUUUCGCUAUUCUCUAACAAUACGACCGAUGUCAGAAUGUCCGUGAACUCUCCCAACAGUAAUGACGCCUGCCUCAGUAUCGUGCACAGCCUCAUGUGCCACAGGCAGGGCGGCGAAAACGAGGGCUUCGCCAAGCGUGCCAUCGAGAGCCUGGUCAAGAAACUGAAGGAGAAGAAAGACGAGCUGGACUCCCUCAUCACCGCCAUCACCACCAACGGAGUCCAUCCCAGCAAGUGCGUGACCAUCCAGAGGACGCUGGACGGACGCCUACAGGUUGCCGGGCGUAAAGGUUUUCCUCAUGUAAUCUACGCGCGCUUGUGGCGCUCUUUAUAUUAA